AUGUUAAACCAAUCCUCCACGUGGGUACCUCUUGUUAUACUUAAAUUAAAAUCCAUUCUAGAAAAUUUAGAAAAACGCGGUGACAUCACUAAAGUGGAGAUACAUACAGAAGAAGUAAUAAUUCAUCCUUGGUCUUACGACAGCAUAAACAAAUGGCCUAAACAAUGCCUUACAGGAAAAAAACAGAGCCCCAUUAACAUAAACUCCAAAAUGGUUACCAAAAAGUAUUUCCCUGCAUUUGAAUUUAAUAUUACCAAAUACUCUCAAACUGGCAUAAUUCAAAAUAAUGGGCAUACUGUAAAUGUAGCCUUUUCGCAUCCAGAAACUGUUAUAAUAAAUGGUGGAGGUUUGCCAGGCGUAAAUUAUAGACUCGAAAAUUUUAAUUUUCAUUGGGGUUCUGAGCAUACGGUUGACCAAGAAAGAUUACCUUUGGAGCUACAUUUCGUUUUAUACGAAACCAAAUAUGCAGGUCUAAAAAACGCAUUGGAAAAUAAUGGUGUGGUGGUUUUCAGUGUAUUAGUUCAAACGUGCUUAGAUUGCUAUGCUCAAAACUCAUGGUCAACCAUUGAAAAACAGAUAAGUGAAAUUGUUUACCCUGGAUUGGGUUGGGUACCAUUACCAAACGAAAUUAGAAUAAACGAGUUUUUACCUUUAAAUCUGGGAAAUUUUUAUAGAUACGAGGGUUCACUUACAACUCCUAACUGCAAUGAAGGUAUUGUGUGGACUGUUUUUAGAGAUACGAUAUGUAUACCUCCAAAUCAAUUACAGGCUAUAACCCGGAUUCAAGGAAAUGAUGGAGCAAAUCUAAACACCACAUUUAGGCCUGUGCAACCAUUAAAUGGAAGACAAGUGACCUAUCAAUAA
Molecule: messenger RNA, 864 nt
Organism: Brassicogethes aeneus
Lineage: Eukaryota; Metazoa; Arthropoda; Insecta; Coleoptera; Nitidulidae
Source: the annotation of a GenBank genome assembly